AUGGUCGCCGAAGAGCAGCCUCCCACCCACAAGAAGACGCGCAUUAUAUCCGUCGUUGCUGCCACCGCAAUCGCGCUUGCUUGUGGUACAAAUUAUGCCUACUCAGCAUGGGCACCGCAGUUCGCCGAUAAGCUCCAACUCUCUGCGACCCAGAGUAAUGUCGUCGUAUGCCAUCCUACGUACCUCCUGAACACGAAUGUCGUCUUACAAUGA
This is a messenger RNA of Alternaria conjuncta, 213 nucleotides long. RefSeq lists its product as uncharacterized. NCBI's taxonomy places the organism in Eukaryota, Fungi, Ascomycota, Dothideomycetes, Pleosporales, Pleosporaceae. The record is from RefSeq and is a predicted model, not a curated record. Bases 1 to 213 code for a protein of 70 amino acids. The transcript is spliced from 2 exons.